AUGGAUCCAAAUUCUCACGGAAUUUACCAUGGCUUAGAAUUCGAGCUGAUGCUGCGAUUCCCCCGAGAUAUGACGAAGCCUUAUACUUUCAGCGUGAACGCACCAACUACCUGGCCACCCAUGGCUCUCCCAGAGGGUCUUGAAGAUUGGGAGCACAAGAGCGAUGAUGAAAUUGCCAAUCACGUCCUGGUUCAUACUGACUCACUAGGCUUCCAAGCAAGAUCUCUUUACUUUCGAGUGCUUCGCGCGUGGCUUCUGAAAUGCGACGACUAUCAUGACGAGUGCUGGUUGCGACAGUCUGGCCGCAGAUUCUGGCCGACUAGAGCCAUCUAUGUUGGGGAUUACCCCAAUUUGAGGCUUGUCGAGGAACCGAAUGAGGAUAGAGACUAUAUUGUGCUCUCGCACCGCUGGGGCAAACCGACGGUCGAAGAAUGGAACCGCUUCUGUACCACACCUCAGAAUUGUCACCCUCGAUUGGACGGGUUCCUUUUCGAUGACCUGCCCAAGACGUUUCAGGACGCCAUUGUGGUAACGCGAGAACUCGGAAAACAAUACCUCUGGAUCGAUGCCCUCUGCAUCAUUCAAGGGCCCGAGGGCGAUUGGGAAAGCGAGGCCGGGAGGAUGGAACACGUCUUUGCCAAUGCCUACUGCACCAUAGCCGCAAACUCGGCCGGAGGGUGGAAGGACGGCUUCUUACAGUCAGGCCUCUGGGAUCAAAUCGAUCCAGAAAGCAUGGAUUGCCACUGUUCGUUCGAGUUAGAAGUUAGUGAAGCCCCAUUGAUGCAGAGAGCCUGGGUUCUCCAGGAACGGGUGCUGUCACGACGAAUCAUCCAUUUCACCGCAGGGGCCUCGUGUGGAGGACAGGGGCAUACAUAUCGGGAAUGUGGCGAUGGAAUCCGCUGUCAGCAGUUCUCAACGCUGAUACGGCCUAUCUGCAAAUACAUAUUUACUCUUGAUCCCUACUUCCCAGCGCGGCUAACAGACGCAGCAUAUUAUCGCGCCCUUGAGUUUAUCCAGAAGCUCUUUCAGGAAUACUCACGAGCCGGGCUUACAUACGAGUCGGACAGAGAUACCGCAAUAUUAAGCCUACUUAAUCGCAUCGGUCAUGAACUGGACACAGAAGUGCGAUAUGGCAUUAUCCGCUGCUUCCUAGGUAGUCUUCUCCUGUGGAAGCGAAGUGGGAAAGAACUGACGCCCCCAAUUAACUUUGGGCCACGGGCCGUGCCUUCAUGGUCUUGGAUGGCGUAUGACGGAAGCAUCGAGUUCAUCAUCAUGUUUGAUUACGAGAUGAGAAUCCCUCGCGACGCAGACCUUGGAUUCACUCCAGAUGGCAAAGGGCUGAACAUCAGAAUUGGGUCGCUAUGGUUUGACAUGGAGGACCAGAUCGGGUUCAAGCACUGUGUCGUCGUUGGGGCUGGUGAUACGAGACCCGACGAGAAGACGCUCUACGUCCUAGUGGUCCAGAAGGAGUCAGGCGGAGAGGGAUACAAGAGGUUGGGAGCUGGUGCUUUGGCUGAUGGAUAUGCUUUGGUUGAUGGUUAUGUGUCCAUGAAGAGCGAGCCUGGACGACUUGUGUGA
Molecule: messenger RNA, 1578 nt
Organism: Fusarium vanettenii 77-13-4
Lineage: Eukaryota; Fungi; Ascomycota; Sordariomycetes; Hypocreales; Nectriaceae
Exons: 3
Coding region: 1-1578 (525 amino acids)
Source: RefSeq, a predicted model, not a curated record